Messenger RNA from Lycium ferocissimum, 1453 nucleotides. RefSeq lists its product as uncharacterized. NCBI's taxonomy places the organism in Eukaryota, Viridiplantae, Streptophyta, Magnoliopsida, Solanales, Solanaceae. Bases 103 to 1224 code for a protein of 373 amino acids. The record is from RefSeq and is a predicted model, not a curated record. The transcript has 3 exons.
CCAAAAUAAAAAGCACUACCAGACUCCAUUCUUCCUCUAUAUUUUCAAGUUAUUUCUCUUUUUCUCUGAUUAAUAAUUUCUAGCUUAAUCCCCAUAAUCACAAUGGCUGUAUUGGAAGAGCUGCCCAUAAAGAAGAGAGCUCCACAAGGCGCAAUUAUUGAGCGAUUAUUAUUGGACUGUCCACUGGAAAAUGCCCGCUCACGGACUAGGUCUCGUAACGCAAAAGAAAUAUACUUUGACGAAGCAACGGUGAACCAAUUCUCUCGAAAUCCUACAUUUGCCUAUGGAAACAAGUACUCUGUUCGAUGCUAUAAUGGCUUCCAUCUUGAUGACAAAAUUGGUCACGCUAAGGGAGCUUCACUCACCAUUGUCUACAUCUCAUACUUUAACACCAAUUUGAUGAUCAUUGCAUCGUUGCCCCACAACUUUCGGAUUCAGCUUCCCAACAGUUCUUUGCAAUUGCCAAUUGCAACGUGUCAUCUUCAGGAUUAUUGGGCUUACAACUCGGUUUUAUUUAAUUUGGAUGUGGCUGAACCAUCUUCCAAGCACCAACAACAUCAUCAGAAUUUAAUGGUAUCUGUUGGUGAUCCAAAUGUCACGAAGUCUUCGGACAUCAGCUCUUUCCGAUCAUGUUCAGUUAGCACUUUAAAAAGCUUGCGCCAUCUACCUCUUUCUAGUUAUAGCAACACAAGAGGAGACGAGAUUCCUAAGCAGGCUGGAGUUGGCAAGUUCAAAGACAUAACGAAGAAUAACUUCAAUUGCUCAGCAGUACAUGCUUCUAGGAAUGAGACGGGAAGAUCGCGUUUAAACACCAAUGCUGCCCUCAAAGUGAAGAAAGAAUAUGUUCUAUUACCCGCAGCUACUCUAUUAGCUACUGUUUUGUUUACAGCAGCUUGCCGCUUCCCGCGCUUCAUUACGAGGGCUAAUUACAUCUAUGACUAUGACACAGGUCGAAUUGUUCAAGGGGAAAGAGAUUCCACUAUCACGUCAUCAUUCAUAUUAUUUAACUCAACAGGUUUCAUAGUAUCGUUAGCCAUUGUUAUCUCCAUUCUACGCGGUUUUCCACUGAAACCAUGGCCUCAAAUCUCAGUAUCUAUGUUGUUUGGCUCCUACAUGUGCUUGAUCAUGAAAAUAUUACCAUGGGAAUCCUGGCUUGUAUUCUUCCUUUCCGUCCCAUUACUAGUAUUAGCAGCAGCAGGAAAACUGUGCGACUUUGCUCAGUAGACUUUUACUGUUCUGCUAUUUGUUUAACGACUACGGUACUUUAGAUAUCAUGGUUGUUUCUUAAUUAUUCUCUCUGUUAAAUUUAUAUUCAGUGGAUCUCAUGUAUCUCACAUUCGUAGAAUUAAGGAAGAUGAGGACCAUAACGGGCCUGCUUUGUUUCUUGUCAUUCUUCUGUUUUGCCAUUUCCAAGUAUUAUUGCUUGAAAUAUAAAAGUAAUAGCUAGUCCCAG